Ziziphus jujuba (common jujube) is the source of this 1737-nucleotide messenger RNA. Its product is annotated as UPF0481 protein At3g47200. Bases 140 to 1603 code for a protein of 487 amino acids. The record is from RefSeq and is a predicted model, not a curated record. The transcript has a single exon. NCBI's taxonomy places the organism in Eukaryota, Viridiplantae, Streptophyta, Magnoliopsida, Rosales, Rhamnaceae.
AAUUAAAUUAUAUCUAAAAUGCUGUCCGUCACAUAUUUGCAUAGGCUAAUCCCCGAUAUAAAAUCGUAUUUGAGCAUGGUACCCUACAAAAACUCCUAAAACUAUAGUUCCAUUAGUUUCAGGCAUUGUUUUGGAAAAAAUGGAAGAAAACGAAUAUGUGGUUUCCAUAGAAGAGCUGCAUGCAAGGAAGGCCGUCAAAAGAGUGGAGAGUCAAGCAAUCGGACCAAGCCAUGACCAAAAUAAGAAGAAAGCAGCAGUGGAUUCCUUGAAGGAGAAACUGAAGACACUGUUAGAACAAAGAGAUAAUUCAACAACUACACCUCAACAGCCAAAGAUACAAAGAGUUGUACCCAUGCUUCGAUAUAAAGAGAAUUUCGAAAAACACUACGAGCCAAGGGCUGUAUCAAUCGGUCCUAUUCAUCAUGGAAAGUCAAGGCUGCAGAUAGCGGAGAAAUACAAGCCUAAAUUGGUAAGAAAAUUCAUACAAGAUAACAGAACAGAUGGUGAAGUUUUAUGCAUGAAGGUCUUGGAGGACAUAAAGGAACUGAGGAAUUGCUAUGAGGAAGAGGUGACGGAGAGCUAUGACGAUGAGAGCCUGGCCUGGAUCUUCUUCUUGGAUGGCUGUUCAACGCUGCAGUUUAUUCACAGCUUCAAAAUGGGUGGCGAGCUCAAGCAGUACUUCAACAUAAAAAAUGAUCAAAUAGCCUUUGCUCAACAAGAUCUCUUUUUGCUGGAGAACCAACUCCCCUAUCGACUUCUCAAGCUCUUGAUGAACUCCACAGGCAGCAACUGCGACGAAUAUAAGAAAUCCAUCAAGCUUUUUAUUGGUUCAACCAGUACAGCACCAGAGAAACUCAGACACAAAAUAAUCCCGGACAUGGAUGGAAAGCCAGAGCCAGCUCAUCUUCUCGACCUCCUCCAAUCAGCUCUUCUUUCCCAACCAAGAGAAACGACACAUGAUGAUGAUGACAAAAAAGAAGAAAAUUACCGUAGACAAUCAUUCCGCAACAUUCAGGAGCUUAAAGAAGCUGGGAUCCAGUUCAAGCCUAGUAGCAGUUGCUCCUUGAGAGACAUAGAUUUUAAUUCUCUAUGCUUUGCAGGCUUCCUCAAACUUCCUCCACUAACGGUGGACGAUUCAACUGAGCCUUUGUUGUUGAACCUGAUAGCCUACGAAAUGUGCCCUGAUAACUCCCAGACGGACUAUGGAGUCACCUCCUACGUAUGCUUUCUGGACGAACUCAUAGAUAGUGCAGAAGAUGUUAAACAUCUAAGGUCUGCAAACAUACUUCAGAACUCUCUUGGAAGUGAUGCAGAAGUGGCAAAACUCUUCAAUGAUAUAGGAACCGAUCUGGUUCCUCAUCCGGAAGCAUACAUGAAAGUGAAGGACAGAAUCCAAAAGCACUAUGAGAACAGAUGGAUGACAUGGAUGGCUGAAGCCUAUUAUAAGCAUUUUAGUACCCCCUGGACUAUACUGGCUUUCAUAGCUGCUCUGAUUGCACUUGCUUUAUCCAGUGUUCAGACUUGGAUGGCUGUCUCUUCUUGGCGAUCUGCUCGUCCCUGUGAUGAGCUCUGCAAGAACUUUACUAUGCAUCGCAAGCCAUGAUUUAAAAAAAAAAAAAAAAAAGGAUUUAUUGCCACACCAAUCACUGGACUUAUUUUUUUGUUGCUUUUAGUGUUUGUUUUCGUAUAUCUGUUUGCUUUAUCAGCUUGCAUACAAUGUGGAUUCUCGAUUUCUUC